GCAAAAAUAUAUUGUCUGUUAUAAAUUAUAACGUUAAUAUACUACCCAUUUUCUUUAGGUAUAAAAUAUAGGCAAUAGCCAAUAGGAAUAAGUUUUAAGUUAACGAGACAACUAUCAUAGACGGUUGAUCCAUUUAACUAUUAACUAUUGAUGAAAUGAUUGAUGAAAUUAUAACUGUAUCCGCAGUGUAAUUAUACGCAAUGCACUAUUAUACAAUAUGUCUAGUCUACAGUGGGUAUAUUAUGUAAAUUAUUAUGACAUAACAUUUAUCGUAAAAAAACAGCAGAAAAAAGCUUGAUCAGAAACGGAAACUUUAGUUAAAAACAGAUCGUAAAAACUAAAUAUAAUAAUAAUAAACGAAUAAAAUUCACUCGCGUUUACAAUGUGAGACCGUGCCAUUUAAACGGUAUAAAACUAUAAAAGUCGUUUGAUAAUAAUUAUAUACUUUUGCGAAAAAAAAAAAAAAAAAAAUAAAAAAAAUAAAACCUUUGCGUACGCAUAACAGAAUGCCGCCACCUGCACCAUCGGUCGGACGCGCGUGCAUUUUUUUUUAUAUAAUAUUAUAUACAUUUUUCCGCAAACUCGUAUGUAUACACUAUGUGUGUGUGUGUGUGUGUGUGUAUGUGUGUGUGUGUACAUAAAAAAUGCGCGACGCUAUAUAAUAUGAACCGUUGAGCACAACCACUAUAUACCUACCGCUACCGCGGUUACCACGGAUACGUGCGUUGUGUGUGCGCUCGCCCACGGAGCCGGCGCGCGCGGACCGUGCGGAGCGCAAGUCCCAUAGGAAGAAGAGCGCAGUGCCGUAACGACCGCCGCCGGACGCGUGUGCGACUUUGGCGCGAGAAUUUUGUUUGGCUUUCGAUUUUUUUUUUUGGUUUACGAAUCGCGUCCUGCCUUUAGCAGAUAAUUUUGCCGGACUCAAUUUGUCCGUAGACGCGUAAUAUACAUUGAGUUGUACUCGCAUUCUUCGUAUUUUACGCGCCCCUGGCGAUCCGACGCGGACGACCACCGGCGGCGUGUGCCCCCGCGGGGCCGGCUCGGAUAUCCGCAAACGGAUUUCACCGGAGACGAAAGCCAACCGGAAUCGUAAUAGUGACAGUGGUCGAGGUUGCGGUCAAAGUAACCGGUAGCCGGCGGAGGUGGUGGUGGCGGUGGUGGUGGUGGAGGAGGAGCCAUGCGAAAACCAAAGAAAUGUCACUGUCCACGCAAAACAUAUGUGUGUCUAUGAGCCACAUCCCAUGCAUGUUAAGUCAACGGUGGCUGCAGUGGUAGCAGUCAUAGUGUCACCAAAGAAACAUCAUAAUUUGACUGUUCUCGUGAGGAAUAAGCGGCGUAGAAAAUUGUCACAGUCGCCUGAGUAAAUAUCAAUGGGGUGGGAGAUUGGCGUGUGGGUGAUACGAUCCACGGCCGAGGUGCAUCUGGGUUCAACUGCAGACAUGAGGACGCCAUGUUAAGGUUAACAUGGUAGGUGGUCACCAGCCGCAGUCGACGGGAGGCGCCAACUGCACGGGCACUAUGAUGAACAUACUGAACAUAGACGCCGAGAACCGGGUGGUGCUGAACGUCGGCGGCAUUAGGCACGAGACCUACAAGGCCACCCUGAAGAAAAUACCCGCCACGAGAUUGAGCAGGCUGACCGAGGCGUUGGCCAACUAUGACCCGGUGCUAAACGAAUACUUCUUCGACAGACAUCCCGGCGUGUUUGCUCAGGUCCUCAACUAUUACAGGACGGGUAAACUCCAUUACCCGACGGAUGUUUGCGGGCCGUUGUUCGAAGAGGAAUUGGAAUUUUGGGGUCUGGACGCGAACCAAGUGGAACCCUGUUGCUGGAUGACCUACACCCAGCACAGGGAUACGCAAGAAACGCUCGCGGUUUUGGACCGGCUGGACUUGGAUACGGAGAAGCCUAGUGACGAAGAAAUGGCUCGGAAAUUUGGUUUCGAGGAAGCGUUCUUUCAGGGUAGACUCACCUGGUGGCAGCGGUUCAAGCCCCAGCUGUGGUCCAUGUUCGACGAACCGUACUCGUCGAACGCUGCCAAGAUAAUCGGCAUCGUGUCCGUGUUCUUCAUAUGCGUGUCGAUCCUGUCGUUUUGCCUGAAAACGCACCCGAACAUGCGGGUGCCGAUCAUUAAAAACAUCACGGUGAACACUUCGUUCAACACGACCGCCUGGGUGCUGGACAAGACGCAGACGAAUGCGCACGAGGCGUUCUUCUACAUCGAGUGCGUGUGCAACGCAUGGUUCACGUUCGAGAUCCUAGUGCGAUUCAUCGCCUCGCCGAACAAGUGUGAGUUCGUCAAGGCGUCAGUGAACAUCAUCGACUACAUAGCCACGCUGUCGUUCUACAUCGACCUGAUACUACAGAAGUUCGCGUCACACCUGGAAAACGCCGACAUACUCGAGUUCUUCUCAAUCAUCCGGAUCAUGCGGCUGUUCAAGCUCACCCGACACUCGUCCGGGCUGAAGAUACUGAUGCAGACGUUCCGGGCGUCCGCCAAGGAGCUGACGUUGCUGGUGUUCUUCCUGGUGCUGGGAAUCGUGAUAUUCGCCAGCUUGGUGUACUACGCUGAGCGCAUCCAGGCCAACCCGCACAACGACUUCAACAGCAUACCGCUAGGCCUGUGGUGGGCCCUGGUCACGAUGACCACUGUCGGUUACGGUGACAUGGCACCGAAAACUUACGUGGGCAUGUUCGUCGGGGCCCUGUGCGCGUUGGCCGGUGUGCUCACCAUCGCCCUGCCCGUUCCCGUCAUCGUCUCCAACUUUGCCAUGUACUACUCGCACACGCAGGCUCGGGCCAAGCUGCCCAAGAAGCGGCGCCGAGUGCUGCCCGUCGAACAGCCCCGUGGGCCCCGGCUACCUGGCCAGGGCCCGCCGCCCCAGCAACAGAUGAACCAGCCUGGAUGCGGCAUGGGCGGUAUAGGCGUCGGUGGCGGUGGCGGUGGUCACGGGCCGUGCGCCGGCGUCGGCGGUCUGCCGCCAAACGUGGCCGGAGCGCCGGUCAACACGACGGGCGUGCCGGCCGUCAACCGGCGGAUGAACGCCAUCAAGAGCAAUCAUCCCAAAGAUGGGGCGGGACCCAAAGUCGUUGGCGUUUCAAUGACGUUGAACCCGAACGGCGUGGGAGUAAAAGCCGAACCUGUGAUGUCCACGGGUGUUGUCGGCGUCGGCGGUCCGAGGAAACAGUCGGCCACGAAGACGUGAAUGGCUACGACGGUGGAUUGCGGCGACGGCCGUGGCAGCGGAACGUUUAUUCUAAAAUACGAGUGGAAAUCGAGGAUCAAAAUCGUUUUAUUAUUUUUCGUUUUUAAGUUUCAUUGUUUUUUCCGACAAGACAACAAAAAACACACUCCCGUUACGAUAUCAUUAUAAUAUAUUGUAUUACCCGUAUUAUGGUAUUAUAAUUUGUAUUCCGAGUAUUAUUAUUAUUAUUAUUACUAUACGACGGCAUCAGUAGGUAUAUUAAUUAUUUAUAAUAUAGUGUUAUAAUAUUAUUAUUGUUAUUAUUAUUAUUAACCUUAGAUAAACUCCAGUCCUGUCAUGAUGUACAAAUUUAUCUAUUAAUACUAUUAAACUGCACGCACACACAAAAAAACGACCAAAACACGACCAAGUAAUGUGUAUGCAUUAAUUUCCGACCAAAGAUCCACGACAUUCGAAGGUAUCUCUACACAUGGGCAGCAGCCACUAUAUUUAGUAUAAUAUUAUAUUUGCGCCCUCUCUCAUCGUCAUCGUUAAAAUAAUAAUAUUAUAAUACAGCCUCUCGUUGCUAUAAUUUUAUUCGCAUCGAGUAACACGUGGUGUAAAUAUUUGAUUUUUGAUUUUUUUUUUUUUUACACAACAUUUCGUUUUUGUUAACGGUUUCCUCAUAUUAUUGUUAAAAUUAAUUUAUAAUAUUAUCGAGAUUUGCAAAUCUCGUCACUCCCAGAAACCAUGGUCAUUCGGCUGUACCUUUAUAAUAUUAUGAUACGUACGGGGUAAUUUUUUUUAACGUAAGACACUCAUAAAACGUCACAUUGUUUUUUUUAACUAUAUAAACGGUUAUAAGUAAGUAUUUAUAUCUACGACUUAAAAAUUGAAUUUUUUAUCUUACCUAUAUUAUAAUAUACAUACCUACAUAAUAUUAUUAUUUAUUAUAUAGAUUCGUUUAGAUUUUGUACUUUUUUUAAAAUUUAAUGGUUAUAUCCCUCGCUACUUUUGCACUCGUCUGUAAGUUAGUAUAUCUAAACUGUAUAAACAACCAACUAUUGGUACAAGUAUAGGUACCUAUAAUUUUGUAUGUAUAAAUUUAAAAAAAUAUGUAUUCUUUGUCAGGAGAAUUAUAUUUUUCUCCAGAAUAUGAAAUAAAAAUAACAAGAACAUAUUGAUAUGAUAAAAAAAUAAGUUAAUAAAUAUAGAUAAUAAUAUAAAAUAACCUACUUUAAAUUAAAAGCUAUUUUUUACAAACAGUGUCUUGCGUAACAAAAAUUUCUCCUCGUACAUGUAUUUAUAUAUUGUGAUAUUAGAUAGCUAAAUAUUCGUGACGAAUGUGUCUUUGAUUAUAGUUGAAAUGGACUUAUAUAUUAUAUUGGCCAUCAUCGACGGUGGUGUGACCUGUACCCAAAGUCCCAAAACAAUAUUAUAAUAUACGUAUGUACUAUAUAAUAUUAUGUGUAUAAUGUAUAAUAUAUUAUGCGUGUCGUUGAAUACGAAACAGCUGAACAAACCAAUAAUAAUAGAUUUUUUUUUGAUUGAAAAUAUCCUUAUUGUGGGAUUUGUACGGUUUUACAGAGAAAAAUUUGCUCACUUUUAAAGAAUAAUAAUAAAAUAUAAAAUAAAUAAUAGACUAUAAUAUUAUAUUAUAUAAAAAAUGUGUUGCACAGAAUUAUUUUGUUUCUAUUCAACAACUACGUUACAACACAUUAUUAUUAUUAUUAUUAAUAUUAUUCGACAAAAAAAAAAUAAAAACAAAAAAAACAUUGACGAUUAUUUAUAUAUAUAUUAUAUAUAAUUUAUUACAUUUUUUUAUGUACAUAAUAAUUACUCUAGUAGAUUAUUUAUGCAUAGCAGUAUUAUCUACGACCAUUUUUUGAAUGCACCAAAAAUAAUUAGACAAAAAUAAUAAUUUGCUUCGAUAAACAAUACAAAUUAAUAUUCUCAUUUAUAUAUUAUAUAUAUAAUGUCGUUCUUAAAAUGUUUAUGGAAAAUUAUAUUAUAUGUAUUAAACGUUACACUUAAACAUUGUAUUUAAAAACAUUUUAUACUCGUUUAGAACUAAAUUUAUUAUUAUCAUCAAAAUAUGAACAUGUUAUUAUACGAUAAUUCUAUUAUCUAUUUAUAAUUAAAUUAUUAUGUUUUAUAGUUAAAUUCUGUUUCUGUCCACGAAUACUUUUUUUCUUAUAUUUUUUGUUCUUUAUGUUAAUUGUAUAAGUUAUUAUUAUGUUAUUUUGUUUUGACAUUCAUUUUACGUUCCCUGGUUGUGAUUUUUAAGGUUGUUUUUAUGUUAUUACUUUAUAAAGUUUUAUUACAUCAUUGUCGUUCAAACUGUGGCUGUGUAUUUUUUUUUUUUUUUUUUAUUAUUACUCAACAAAAUCCAAGCAGGAACACAACAUACACACA
This is a messenger RNA of Metopolophium dirhodum (rose-grain aphid), 5601 nucleotides long. It is a transcript of the gene Shaw, whose product is annotated as potassium voltage-gated channel protein Shaw. The coding region runs from base 1465 to 3207 and encodes 580 amino acids. Gene Ontology annotation, molecular function: protein binding; delayed rectifier potassium channel activity. The record is from RefSeq and is a predicted model, not a curated record. Gene Ontology annotation, cellular component: voltage-gated potassium channel complex; dendrite membrane; axon. Lineage: Eukaryota; Metazoa; Arthropoda; Insecta; Hemiptera; Aphididae. Gene Ontology annotation, biological process: potassium ion transmembrane transport; protein homooligomerization. The transcript has 8 exons.